Molecule: messenger RNA, 1999 nt
Organism: Cynara cardunculus var. scolymus (artichoke)
Lineage: Eukaryota; Viridiplantae; Streptophyta; Magnoliopsida; Asterales; Asteraceae
Product: cationic amino acid transporter 8, vacuolar
Exons: 2
Coding region: 21-1847 (608 amino acids)
Biological process (GO): transmembrane transport; amino acid transport
Cellular component (GO): plasma membrane
Molecular function (GO): amino acid transmembrane transporter activity
Source: RefSeq, a predicted model, not a curated record
UGCCCGGUGCGAUUAACUCGAUGAGAAUCCCGAUUCAACCUCCCCCUGAAUCCCAAUCCAACAUCGAGAACAACCUUCUCGUACCUCUCAACCCCACCACCAUGGAUCACCCACCAAAAUCCUACUGGCGAUUCAGCAAACAUGACUUCUAUCCCGAACCCUCUUUCCAAAACUUCUCCGCCUACAAGUCGGCAUUCUCCCAAACCCUCCACCGUCUCCACGAUCGCUGCCUCGGCCGAUCCACCGAUGUCAACGAACUCAUUGAACUCAAAAAACAAAGCGAAAACGAGAUGCAAAAGUGUCUCACUUGGGUUGAUCUAAUCUGGCUUGGAUUCGGCUCCGUUGUCGGCUCCGGCAUCUUCACCAUCACCGGUCUCGAAGCCCGAAACGACGCCGGACCAUCGAUCGUCUUAUCUUACGCUCUAUCCGGCUUAUCCGCCCUCUUCUCGGUUUUUUGCUACACAGAGUUCGCCGUUGAAAUUCCUAUCGCCGGCGGUUCGUUCUCGUUUCUCCGUGUCGAAUUGGGCGAUUUCAUCGCCUUCAUUGCCGCUGGUAACAUUCUAUUGGAGGCUGUUGCCGGUGCGGCCGGCUUAGCUCGAUCUUUUUCAUCAUACUUUGCGAGUAUGUUCAGUUCUAAUCCAGAUUUUCUUCGGAUUCGGAUCGAUUCAUUUGCAGAAGGUUUCAAUCUAUUAGACCCUAUUGCUGUUAUAAUCUUAUUUAUAGCAAACAUGGUAGCCAUGAAAGGAACUAAACUGACAUCAGUUUCGAAUAUGAUUCUUUCGAUGAUUAGUUCUUUGAUCAUCGUUUUCAUAAUCAUCGUUGGGUUUGUGCACGCCAAGCGUUCGAAUUUAGAACCAUUCUUCCCAUAUGGACCCGAAGGUGUGUUUCGAGCUGCUGCUGUUGUUUACUGGUCGUAUACUGGUUUCGAUAUGGUUGCUAAUAUGGCCGAAGAGACUAAAAAACCGGCUAGAGACAUACCUUUGGGUUUAGUCGGUUCGAUGUCCAUGAUCAGUGUGGUCUACUGUUUGAUGGCAUUGGCUCUUACGAUGAUGGUGAAGUACACCGAGAUAGAUCGAGAUGCAGCCUAUUCGGUUGCAUUUGAGAAAAUCGGGAUGAAAUGGGCUAAAUAUGUGGUGAGCUUGUGUGCUCUAAAGGGUAUGCUUACGAGUAUGCUAAUCGGGUCAAUGGGUCAAGCUCGAUACACGACUCAAAUAGCCCGAGCCCACAUGAUCCCACCCUGGUUUGCUUUAGUCCAUCCCAAAACCGGAACCCCAAUUUACGCCACUCUUUUGGUCACCACAAUCAGCUGCAUCGUUGCUCUUUUCUCGAGCUUGGACGUUUUAUCGAGCGUGUUAUCGUUUAGUACUCUCUUUAUAUUCAUGCUCAUGGCUAUUGCGUUACUCGUGAGACGCUAUUACGUGAAGGAGACCACAUCUUCACGCGAUUUAGCCAAGUUUAUGGCUUGUUUAUUGGUCACAAUUGGUUCGUCUAUUGGAAUAACGGCACUUUGGGGUGUGAACCGGAAAGGGUGGGUCGGGUAUGCGGUGUGUGGUGGGUUGUGGUUCACGGGUGUUACAGGAAUGACAGUGGCUCGAAAGCAGAGGGUUCCGAAGGUUUGGGGGGUUCCGCUGGUUCCGUGGUUGCCUGCGCUAUCGAUUCUGAUGAAUGUGUUUCUGAUAGGGUCAUUGGGUGGGAUAGCGUUCAAGAGGUUCUUUAUAUGCAGUGGUGUGAUGCUGGUUUACUAUCUUCUUGUUGGGGUUCAUGCAACUUAUGAUUUGGCUCAUCAAGAUCCUUCGGAAUCGACUAUCGAAAAAGGAAAGGAGAAUAUAGACGGAGAGAGGUUGUAGCGAACAUGGUUCGAUUCAUUUGUUGUCGGUAAAUACGUGAACAGUUUGGCAAAUUUGAUGAUAUUUUGUUUGGAUUCUGAUUGCAAAAACUUUUUAUGUACAUUUUUUCACCCGUUAAGGUGUUUACUGAAACAGUUAUGCUAUUUUUUGGG